AUGUCCACAAAAUCCAGUGUUUUGUCCAAUGUUGUAACCAUAUUACCAUCAUCUUUAUUAAAUAUAGUAUAUGUUCCGCACCUACCAUAUGUGGACGAGUCGCAAAUCCAUUACAAAGAAGAGAACCUGCUGGGUGAAGGUGCAUUUGGAAGAGUGUAUAGAGGCUACUUUCAGGGCACCCCUGCUGCCAUUAAAAAGAUUCUCUAUGGCACCGCAGGACUUCCAGACCAAGACAUCCAGCACGAGAUUCUGGUCUCACUCCGACUGAGCCAUCCCAAUAUUGUUCGACUCAUGGCUGCAGCCCGCACUGACAACGCCUUCCUGCUGGCCAAUGAGUAUAUACACGGCACAACCCUGGAGGAUGCACUACACAAUGACCAUUCUUGUGUUAAGCUUGAAGGAGAUGACAGUUAUUUUGUUGCCCUCGACAUCUCGAUGGCCAUUGAGUACAUCCAUUCAAAAAAUGUCAUCCAUCAAGAUUUAAAGCCAGCCAAUGUUUUGAUCGACCAUUUCUAAAAAAAGGCUGUACUGACAGACUGGGGCCUUGCCAACAUCAGAGACACGGUUGUACUACAACAAGGAAGCAGACUUACUGGAGGAGGAAUAGGGCCAAUGGGUGGAACCUUUCUUUAUAUGGCCCCAGAGUGUCUAGCUGAAUUUGAACAGGCUUCCAGUAGUUCUGACAUCUGGUCUCUGGGAGCAACAUACCUGUAGAUUUUCACAAAAUCAGUGACAUGGACAGUGAAAAACCAAAGAGAGUUGUGCAGUCUAAUGGCCAAAAAGGUGCCACCACAAGCUUUACAACAUCUGAGAGACAAGUACCAGUUUAUUGGUACAAUGUUACACUAUGAUGCAGCAUCAAGACCUGAAGCUUCCUCUGUGGUGCUCUACCUAAAAACAGUGGAGGGGCCAGAUUUAAAGAGCCGUCAUGGUUAUGAAUGGUAAAUGUUACGGAUUAUCACAUGGACAGUGUAACAUUUCUUGUCAUUUUCAGUUUGUAGUACAAAUACCAAUGUUGGUAAAAUGUUAACAUUAUAAUCACAGCCCUUCUCUCUGUCUAACACUGCUGGUAUGUUUUAUUAUUUGUUUCAAUGUAUGUUCACAUCAUUAAACAUGUUUUGCAUCUUCAUUUGUAGCACUUUUUUAAUAAUUUGGUCCCUUUAUAUGGAUUUAUUUAGUUGGAUAAGCAGUUAAAAAGUCCCUGUCUCAUUGGCCAGCAGCUGGUAUAUUUCAUUUGCCUCUGCAAAUGUGGAUGGAAUGGGAAUGCCUCUUGUUUGAAGGACUGUGGUGAAUUUAUCCACCAACAUGAGGUAAGCCGCCAAAGACCCAUCUGGUGAUGAUGGAAAGUUUGUAUUUUGCAGAAU
Sinocyclocheilus anshuiensis is the source of this 1364-nucleotide messenger RNA. Its product is annotated as protein STRUBBELIG-RECEPTOR FAMILY 8-like. Gene Ontology annotation, molecular function: ATP binding; protein serine/threonine kinase activity. Bases 1 to 516 code for a protein of 171 amino acids. The record is from RefSeq and is a predicted model, not a curated record. NCBI's taxonomy places the organism in Eukaryota, Metazoa, Chordata, Actinopteri, Cypriniformes, Cyprinidae. The transcript has 5 exons. Gene Ontology annotation, biological process: protein phosphorylation.